Molecule: messenger RNA, 2584 nt
Organism: Astyanax mexicanus (Mexican tetra)
Lineage: Eukaryota; Metazoa; Chordata; Actinopteri; Characiformes; Acestrorhamphidae
Product: dentin sialophosphoprotein
Exons: 4
Coding region: 1099-2343 (414 amino acids)
Source: RefSeq, a predicted model, not a curated record
UUCCUUUCCAUAUUUAAAACAGAGAAAAGGUGUGUGGGGACAAUUUUAGUAAGAUGCUGCCAGUCAUGAUCAUUACCACUUACUGUGCUGUCCACUGUAGCUGAUAAUGACUUGUUUGAUGUAUUUCUGGUAAAGUGUGACACUGUGGAUCAAGGAAUGUUAAAUGGCUGUACAACUUGGAAUGUCCUAUCCAUCUGGCAUCUAUUGUCAAGCCUCACACCGAUACUUUCACAGACAGUGUGAAAUCACUCACUUACAAGAUAACACCUCACAAUGUACACAGGUGUGGGCAUUCCCAAGAUGUCCCCUAACGUAACACAUGGGAUAACAUCAAUUCGCAUUGCUGUCCCAUGACUUUUGGCAUGUGGCAGUGUAUAUAAAUAAACCAACUAAUGUACUAAUAUACAUACACUUACAAGUACAGAAUCAGUAUGGCCGUCUCCACACACACACACACACACACACACACAGACUGUGUGUGUGUGUGUGUGUGUGUGUGUGUGCGCGAUCCUGAUAGGAGUUUAAAACUCUCCUUAUCUUCUAAUUGUACAGCAGUAAAGUCUGAAGUAUCAUUUUACACACACACACCUGUUAUUGAUACACAGGACCCUAGUUAUUAGCACAGUGGGGUAGCCUUUAGCCUAAGUAUAGCCCCGUGUGUGUGUGUGUGUGUGUGUUGUCCUGCUGAGUAUUUAUAUAAAGCACCACAGGUUUGUGCAGGUGCACAGGUGCAGCGAAAGAAAGAGAGAGAGAGAGAGAGAGAGAGAGAGAGAGAGAGAGAGAGAUAGGCAUGCUAAGUUGUGCUGUCCUCUAGCUCGUCCUGUGUGUAGUCUCAGUGAGAGAGUGUGUUCAGUGUUCGGGGUUACAGGUGAAGGUGAUCAAACAAAAGGUAAGUAAAAUCUCCAGAUCUUCCUUCUACUUCUGCUGCAUCUGUUUAUUUCUGAUUGCUCCUAUUGUGAAUUUCAGUUUUGACAUAAUGUGAAUAUAGUACUCUGUAUUAUGACACAAUGUCAUGAUGACUGGACUGAUAGCAAGAAGUCUUCUGAUUUUCUAUUGAAAGGUUUUGAUCUAACAGCACACUAGAGAAAUUUUGCCACCAUGAUGAAAGCUGUGCUGAUGUGUCUGAUUGGGUCCAUCACUGCCAUACCUGUUCCUCAAGUGGAGGAAAUGCAGUCAGGAAGUGGGGAUUUCUCUACUGCUGAAAACAGAGAUCCAACAACAAACCCUGAGGCUGUUCCCACAGACAGCAGCACCACACUAUCUCUUCUCCACACGUUCUGGCGUUCACCCAGAACAGGACUCAGAGCCGUGGGGGAAAGCUUAAGCUCUGGUCCAUUAUUAUCUGACCAGCUUCUGGAGGUCACUAUGCCACCUAGUGCUGAAGAAGGUGUGAUCCCGACUGUUCCCACUGCUGUGGAAAUGGGGGCUAACAGGCUUACAGAAGCAGAACACUUUAGUCCAAGCCCAGGUCCACCAGAGAGCUGGACAAUGACUACCUCAGGACACCAAAACUCCCGGACUGCUGGUGGCAAGUCUACGGGUUUCCCUUACAGCUCCCAGACCAGUGACUUAAAACCUCAACUUCAGUCCAGGACCAUCCAUAAUGAGACAAACCAGCAACAGGAUGGUUUAACACAUGCACAUCUCCGGGUCCGCCGUGCCGAAGACGUCGCCCAGGACGACGAUGAGGGGGAAAAUGAAGAAGGUGCUGGAGAUGCUGACAAACAGAUGAAAAAGAUUCCCAAAAGAGGCAAAGGAAAGAGAGGUAGAGGUCAGGGGUGGCUAGAAAGGGGGUGGAGAGGACUGGGAUGGGGAGGACUGGGAUGGGGGAGGCAGACCAUUAGACAGGAGAAGAAACCAAAGAAGAGCAAGCUCACAGAUUUCAGCUUUGAGUUUGAUGACUUUGGCCUGCUGGACGAUGACCCCGGUCACCCAAAAGAGGCUCCAGCCAAAACCCCACAAGCGCCAGCUGCCGCUUCCAGCAGUUCAAGCAGUUCAAGUGAAUCUUGUGAUUCGAGCAGCUCAUCUAGCAGCUCUUCUAGCAGCGCCUCUACCAGUUCCUCAAGUGACUCUUGCGGCUCAAGCGAUUCAAGUGACUCCACUUCUUCAAGUGACUCCAGUUCUUCCAGUGACUCUUGUUCCAGCUCUAGUUCAAGUACUUCCAGUAGUUCAAGUUCCAGUGACUCCAGCGAUUCUUGUGGCUCUAGUGAUUCAAGUGAUUCCAGUGACUCUAGUGAUUCAAGCGAUUCAAGUGACUCGUGUGGCACGAGCAGCUCCACCAGCAGCUCCAGUGACUCUAGUGAUUCGAGUGACUCUUGCAGUUCAAGUAACUCGAGUGAUUGAAGCAGCUCAAGCUGAUUCAGAGCAUCAGAGUCAUGUAAAUCAAACAACUCCCCUACUGAAUCAAGCUCCUGAUUCACUGACACAAUAACCUGUAAGCUUUAAUUACUGUAAUAUUGGUUCUUAACAUAUAUUUCAAAACAGUGAUAGCUCUGUUAGAAUCAUACAAUGUUUUCUAGAUCCUUUUUUGUGUUUUAUUGGUGUUGUGUAAGCUGUUAAAUAAAUAUGACUUAAUAUGUAAUAA